GGCUGGCAGGCGGCGGCAGAGGCAGGAAGUCUGUGCCGGAGAGCAGCAGAAAUUAGAGCCAGGGAGGGACCGCAGCGGCAGCAGCCAAGGCGAAAGAGGAAACUGCCGAAGAGGAAGCUCUGCCGCAGCCCGAGUCUCCCUGCGCUCCGCAUCCUCCGGCUCUGCAUCCCCGCGCCCAGCAUCCCCCUGCGCCCGCGCCGCGCCCCCGGCGCCCCUCCCCAGCGCACCCCCGGUCGCCCCACCGCGCUAGUCUGCCAUGGCCCGGGAGAACGGCGAGAGCAGCUCUUCCUGGAAAAAGCAAGCGGAAGACAUAAAGAAGAUCUUCGAGUUCAAGGAGACCCUCGGAACUGGGGCCUUUUCUGAAGUGGUUUUAGCGGAAGAAAAAGCAACUGGGAAACUCUUCGCAGUGAAGUGCAUCCCGAAGAAGGCGCUGAAGGGCAAGGAGAGCAGCAUCGAGAAUGAGAUCGCCGUUCUUAGAAAGAUUAAACAUGAAAACAUUGUUGCCCUGGAAGAUAUUUAUGAGAGCCCGAAUCACCUGUACUUGGUCAUGCAACUCGUGUCCGGUGGAGAACUCUUUGAUCGGAUAGUGGAGAAGGGAUUUUACACAGAGAAAGACGCCAGCACUCUCAUCCGCCAGGUCCUGGAUGCUGUGUACUAUCUCCACAGGAUGGGCAUCGUCCACAGGGACCUCAAGCCUGAAAAUCUCUUGUACUACAGUCAAGAUGAGGAGUCCAAAAUAAUGAUCAGUGACUUCGGUUUGUCAAAAAUGGAGGGCAAAGGAGAUGUGAUGUCCACGGCCUGUGGGACCCCAGGCUACGUUGCCCCUGAAGUUCUUGCUCAGAAACCAUACAGCAAAGCUGUUGACUGCUGGUCCAUUGGGGUGAUCGCCUAUAUCUUGCUCUGUGGCUACCCUCCUUUUUACGAUGAAAAUGACUCGAAGCUGUUUGAACAGAUCCUCAAGGCAGAAUAUGAGUUUGAUUCCCCCUACUGGGAUGACAUCUCCGACUCUGCAAAAGACUUCAUUCGGAAUCUGAUGGAGAAAGACCCAAAUAAAAGAUACACAUGUGAGCAGGCCGCUCGGCAUCCAUGGAUUGCCGGUGACACCGCCCUCAGCAAAAACAUUCAUGAAUCUGUCAGCGCCCAGAUCCGGAAGAAUUUUGCAAAGAGCAAAUGGAGACAAGCGUUCAAUGCCACAGCCGUCGUGAGACAUAUGCGAAGGCUACAGCUCGGCAGCAGCCUGGACAGUUCAAAUGCAAGUGUCUCAAGCAACCUCAGUUUGGCGAGCCAAAAAGAUUGUGCGUCUGGCACCUUCCACGCUCUGUAGUUUCCUUUCUUCUUCGUCGGGGGUCACAGGAGUCGGAGCUGAGAGGAGACCCAGGCCCACCACUGUGACGACAGGGCACACUGGAAGCAAGUGACCCGGCUCUGGAGGUGGGACCCAGGGGGCGGAGCCGGGGAAAGGGAAGCCCCAGGCCGGAGCAGCUCCAGCAUCGGAGACCCCACCCACCCUGCAUGGUGCGCCUGCAUAGGACUGGAAGACAGAAGUUUUUUUAUGGCCAUAUUUUAUACUGCAAUUCUGAUGUGUUCAUUUCUCACAAACUGUACUGACUCAAGGGGAGCUGACUUCACAGGAUUUGGUGCUGUAUAUAGGAAUCUUGCAAAGCUCUAACUGAAUGGACCUUCUUGCUCCCCUCCCCCAACUCCACCACUUCCGCUCUCAGUGUAGGAAGCCAUCUAGGGUGUAUUUUUUCAUGAAAAAAAAAAAAAGGUUUCAACUGGAUUAUUUAAAUAUUGGUAGAUGUUGUGCAUUAGGAUUUUUUUCUUUUUGAGACGUGUCUUUUUUGAUCUCUUGUCAGUUACAUGACCUCUCUCAUUCGCUCCUUUAAUGGUGGCUCUACGUUACCUUUAAGAGAUUUUUUUUCCCUCCAGGAGGAGUUAAAAGGUAUUUUUUAAAAUUCUAAGAGGAUCAAGAAUCCGUCUCCAAGGCUGAGUGCACUUUACCUGUGUUCCCUGGCCCUAGGGAGGUCACCCCACCCCUGGGCUGGGCAGGCUUCUCUCCAGGUGGCUUUUGGCAAGGAACCUGCAGAAAACCUUACCAGCAGCUUUCCCUGAGAACCCCUAACUAACCACAGAAGAGAUAACCUUGUUUCUGCCCUAAACUCCAGGCUCCACAUUACAGGUGAACUGCGCUCUAGGAACAAGAUCCUCGCAGGGCCAAGGCAUAGGAGCCUCCCUUAGAGGCGGGACUAGCCACCAUCUUGUUUUUUAAAUGAACCACACAGAUCCCUCAUUUCUCAUGGGGGAUGAUGGAUGAAACUCUGUUCUCAGCUAUGCACUUUCAAAACGACUCUCUCUGUUUUAGUUUUUUAAAUUCAUUUCUAAUGCUACCCUUCAAAUGGCCUAUAGCACACACUUUUCCCCCCUCCACAAUUUUACCCUAUUCUCUCAUGAACAUUAACCAAGGGAGGGGACAGAAAAGGCCUUGAAGAAGAAACCUUUUUGUUAGGUGAGAAGGAAAGGCACCAGGUGAGCAGGAUAUGGCCCACCUCAGAGAUGGCUGACUCAGCAAGGUCCAGCUGGUACAUAAGCCUUCCCUUACAUCAGAGGGAUCUAAAAUGAAAAGUAGCUGGGGUGGUCAGGGCAUUGUAUGCCCUGGUUUGCCAGGGACUGAAGAAUUUCCCCAGAUAUGGAACUUGAAGGCUAAAAUCAGGACUGUCCUAUGAAAACCAGUCCAUGUCAUUGACCUGUACAGUGGUUAGAUAUACAAGAAGAGCAGGCACAGAGCAUAGACCAGGGCAGACAUUCUCCAAGGAGGCUCUCAGACCUAGGCAGGUAGCUCAAAUGCCAGUUUUGCCCACGUUCCCCUUCAGCUCUCACGUCUGUUUAAAGCCUGAGCCUCAGCAGCAGUCAGCUGCAGCCAACCGAGAUGGGCUGUGAUAGUGUCCCUGAUGGCCCAGGCACAGUCCUGAGGUGGUUGUCCUCAUGCCCCUCUCAGCCCUGCUAGACAAGUAAGUCAUCCUUGUCACUUGUACACUUUCACCUCUAGCCCUCCCCAGUGCACAUGGUGCACAUACACAUACACACACACACACACACACACACACACACACACACAUAGUAUCACUAGGGAAGCAGCUCUAGUCCCCCAAAGAACCCAGUGAAAGAUACCUAAGAGCAGUUCCAAAGUCAGACAUCUGGUAUACCUGCUCCUACUUGCAUCAUAAGCUCCCAGUUUCAAAGUCAGACAUCUGGUCUACCUGUUCCCACUUGCAUUAUAAGCUCCCAAAUGCUUAGUGAGAAUCCUGCCACACAAGCCCAAAGAAGAGUAGCAGUUUGAAGCUGUCAUUUCAAAAUCUAUAUAUCUCUUGGGAAGAGUUUCUAAGAUGACAACAGACCCAGAUGGAAAGCAGAUGCCACUGAGUAUGGAGACUUACCCACCUACUCCACCCUUCAGAAAGGCAAUGAAAUAAAUAUUACAAACAGUGUUUAAGAAAGCCCAGAAAUGUUUCUAAAGAAGUUUAUAGGAUAUUUCCUACCAACAAGUAUCAUGGGAAUAUCCAAGUUCAUAUAAUAAUAAAAAAAAAAAUACAGGUGUGCUUGAUGGGCUAUAAUUAUAACACUUGGGAGGCUGAGGCAGAAGGAUCUCAGUUUCUAUGCAUUCUGAGCUAAUUAGUAAAUCCUUAUCUCAAAAAGAAAGAAAGGAGGAAGGGAUGGAGGAAGGAAGGAGGUAGGCAGGUUGGUUGCUGCAGUAUGUAAUUUUACCUGAGUUUGACCUUUCAUGUGUUAGCCCUUUAUGCUGUAUGGUACACGUAACUAUUUGCACCUACAAAGUAACAUUAUUAUUAGUGAUGAAAGGACUUCAUAUAGCUGGUAUAUGGGUACAUGAACUACAUAUAAAUAUAUAUGAACUACAAAUAAACACAGAACAGUUGAAGAGUGAACCCUGGUAGAGGUGUCUACCUUGCAAUCAACUAUGCUUGAUUCAACCUUGACACAUCGGGUCUCCAUGAGCUGGUGUAAAGAAGAUGCUCGCGAGUGCCAGCCCAGUAGAAGAUAAGGCUGAACAUGUCUUCAGGAAGCACAUACAUGAUGUCACUAACUUGGGUUAUUUCCUACUAUUUUAAGAAAGGUGAAAACAUGUACCACCCAAGUCUUCUACUCUGAGAAAGUCAGGAUGGGUGAAAGAUGAAGUUUCACUUCCAGUUGGUAUUGUUGUAGAAUAAUGUAUCAGACCAUAGAAUGGACUUAGUCUUAAGAGCUGGAAAAUGGGGUGGCAACAUCUUGGCUCUCUCACUCUUGUUAGAUUCCGCUGACAUAGUCUGAGAAUUUCAUGCACAUACCAGUAUGCUUGGCAGCAUCCUGUGGACACACAGGCCUCUCCCUCUCAGAUUAUUUUCCUAAUAUCAAGCUCUUACCAGCCCCACCCCCCACUAUAGCCUCUUCACAUUUUCGGAGCAAGUGGAUAUUUAUUUCUUUACUUGGUUAUGAAAUUUUGAAAUAUUUCCAGAAUAUUCUUUCCCUCUGCUUCCUGCCUGUCCCUCCCUCUUUUCCUGGCCUUCACCCAUACUUGAGGCAGAAAGCGCAGCUAACCCUCAUCUAAAACCAACAGGGAAUUGGAGGGGAGCACCUUCAGCUCCAAGGCCAAUAGCUUGUCAUUCCUAAUCACGGAAUCUGUAGAGUUUGGAGCUUCGUGUGGGGGUUAGGGAGGGACAAAGGCAGUUUUAAGCUGGAGGGACAGGGUCUGCCACAAAACUCUUGAGGAAAUGGGAGCUGCCCAGUGACUGAUGCAGCAACCCCAGUGUCACAGGCCUUUGUAAGAAGUCUGGCUGCUUUUUACCCCUUCCUACUGCCUCUAACCCCAAAGGGACUCUGACUCCAGAAAAAUCAGCUACCAUUCACCUCUCUGUGUGAAAGAAAAGAACUCUGGAGAAGGCAUUGAAACAAACCAAAAAGUAUGGAUUCCUGCCCUUGACCUUGAUUCUGGGUCACUUCUAAAAUGCCACCUUGAGUCUCCAGCCAUACCACUUCGACUGUGCCCAAUGUCAUCUAAGACGCCUCCUUAAGAAGACAGCCACAGCCAGGCGGUGGUGGCGCACGCCUUUAAUCCCAGCACUUGGGAGGCAGAGCCAGGCGGAUCUCUGUGAGUUCGAGGCCAGCCUGGGCUACCAAGUGAGUCCCAGGAAAGGCGCAAAGCUACACAGAGAAACCCUGUCUCGAAAAACCAAAAAAAAAAAAAAAAAAAAAAAAAAAAAGGAAGACAGCCACAUCCAUUUGCACAUUGUGGUUUUGAGAGACUUCCAAGCUUCAGAAAUCUCUGAGUGUGGUAUUUGAGGAUCAUGGCAGUUGGCUCAGUGAAUCCCAGACACUGUUUACCUUCUUAACCUUUUUGUGUCUACACCGCAAUGCCCAGCUUGGGCUGGAUAGCUUGUAGAUGGCAGAGGGAACUGGUCUUUACACCACAGGCCAAGAACAGUGUGGACACUGGAGAAGGAGCCAGCUGGUCCCCUCUUGAGAGGUUGAUCUCCCAUGGGAUGCAAAACGUGGUAUGGUCAGCACUUGGGUUUAAUGUGUUAUGAGCAUGUUUAAACAGUAGGGAAAGCCCACCCAGUGGAAAUGACUGGGAUUUUAGAGCUCUAGGUAUCCCUUUGGCCUACUCAGAGUUAUGGCCAGAACUGACAUUUCACGCUGGGGAAACCAUCCUGGUGCCAUUAUUCCAGACUGUGUGCAGGCAGGAAACCUGGGGCCAGCAGCACCUCUUCCUUGCAAGAUUUGCGCAAGGGUUGUGCUGGGUUUUCCUAGGCCAAGAGGAAGGAAGGUGAGGGCCGGUGAAGGACAGCUCCUUCCAUUUUUCAUAAAGAGAAAUCGGGUUUUCCAGGUUUGCACAAUCACUCCCAGCAAGUGAGAUAUGGGCCCCGCUUGCAUGUCCUACAGAACCAGUGUUAGGUCCCCAUCCCUUCUCUUCACAUUCCAACAACUGCCUUUCCCUUGAAGACAUUCCAGACCAAACACUGUUCAGUUUGUUUCCAAAAUUAAAAACCAAUGUAUAUAUCUGUAUGUACUCCACCUCUCUUUAAGGGGUUACCUGGUCCUAGGUUGGAGCUGCAAGCAGAAAAGGUAUUCCAAUCCUUCAAUUUUCAGAAUUGAAAGUUUUGAGGUGGUUUUUUUGUUUGUUUUUUAAGCCACGCUGGGGAAGCAGAUUUUUGAAAGGCAAACUUACUUCCUGCUACCUCUACAAAGAUUUGUGUGCAAGUGAGUUAGUUCGAAAACUUCAACCCUGGGUAGCAGGCAGGUCUAAGGAAGAGAGGAGAAGGAAAGGCCAUACCCCAUCCACCAGGUCCCUUCUUGGUGGUCUCAGUGCAUCACGGUCUGCCUGCUGCUCUGGUGUGUGCACUGGAGCCCAGCUGUGAAGUCGGCCCUGCAUGCUGGCCACAGCCUGGCCUGCCUUCUGCCAGCAGCCAAAGUCUUCACAAUCAGCAGGGAGGACUGCGCCCUGUGUCUCCUUCCCUGUGAACUCCAGUGGGAGCAGCUCAGCUUGCGGCUUUACGGGUUCCACUCUUGCAAACCCAAAGGCUGUCUGCGCAUUUGGAAGCCAAACAUUCAGUUCAGCAUGUGGCUGCCGUGGCUGGUUUCGUGGACAAAAGCAAGCUGUGGAAUGGCUUCUCUGUGUCUGUGUUUUUCUAAGCCAAAGGGAUAAACAGUUGCAUCGACCCCUUGUAUUAAAGCCGCUUCUGCAUCCUCCAUACCCGCUUUUAACCUUCUUUGUCUCUGGGGAGUUUGUUACAUAAUUACCGUGUCCUCUGAUGAUUUUCCAAACUAUGUUACUUAUAGGUGAUUUUAUUUUCCUUAUGGGUGGGAAAAAUGGAAAAGCUGAGACAUGUUUGAGGCUUUAGUCAAAGACAUCACUCAAAAGUCCCAAACACUAGUUAACUUGCUUCUCAAUUGGGAAAAAAAAAAAAAAUCUUAGUUUGAACAGACAAGGAUUCUGAGGCCCUCCUGGAUAACCCUGCACUUUGGAAAACCAAGCCCGGGGAGGGCAGAGCUGGCAGUCGGGCUACAAAAGAGACAAAGAAGGGGCUAGAACAUCAGCUCAGGUGUUUGUCCCACACUGCGGAAGCUGUGGUUCUCCUUACAAGGUACUUGGCCACUUUCAGGCAAUGUAAGGCGGUGUCCAGUAUCACAGCAGUAUCUUCAGUUUGAGAGACUGCAUGUUUCAGAGAACAUUUACCUUAGUCCCACAUUCAGGUGAGAAGACACCAAAGGUACAUUCUUUCCAGAACAUCCAUUGGAACAAUGUCUAAAUUGGCUUCUGUGGCUAUCUGUGAUGUAAUUGGCCUUCAUCAAGCUCUCUCCCGACAUGUUUUCCCAACAGCUUCCACCGUCAAACCCAGGAUCGAUCGGCCCCACUCACUAUGACCAGGCUUGCAAUUGGUUUGAUUUUUUUUCAUACAUGCUUGUCCAAAAAAAAUUUUAAAAAGUAAAAGAAGGGAAACUGUGCAUUUAUCCCAUGCAUGUAAUAAACUCUGCAAGAAGUUUAACCCCCAUAGGUUCGCGGCACUGCAAAAUUGUUCAUGGGUCUAUGUAGCAAACGAUUCUCUGCCUUGACAAUCAUGUAUACAUAUCGAUUUCUAUCAUAAUGAUAAUGAGAUUGAUGACUUCUUGUUUUCCUCCAAUAAAGAGAAUUAAUCACC
This is a messenger RNA of Peromyscus californicus insignis, 7688 nucleotides long. It is a transcript of the gene Camk1d, whose product is annotated as calcium/calmodulin dependent protein kinase ID. Gene Ontology annotation, molecular function: ATP binding; calcium/calmodulin-dependent protein kinase activity; calmodulin binding. The transcript is spliced from 11 exons. Gene Ontology annotation, biological process: peptidyl-serine phosphorylation. Bases 257 to 1324 code for a protein of 355 amino acids. NCBI's taxonomy places the organism in Eukaryota, Metazoa, Chordata, Mammalia, Rodentia, Cricetidae. The record is from RefSeq and is a predicted model, not a curated record. Gene Ontology annotation, cellular component: intracellular anatomical structure.